Molecule: messenger RNA, 147 nt
Organism: Linum tenue
Lineage: Eukaryota; Viridiplantae; Streptophyta; Magnoliopsida; Malpighiales; Linaceae
Source: the annotation of a GenBank genome assembly
AUGUUCAGAAGAAGGCCAAAGGUACUAAACGCAAAACUCGACAAGCAAAGGCACUUGAGAAUGCUAGGAAACCACCAAGAAACUUUCUUGAGCUUUUACACGAGGCAAAUCUGGAUUCUUUGCCACCUCAAGUUCCAUCUUACUUAA